AUGCCUCCUAGGCGUUACACCAAUAGGACCCCAGAGAUCCGGGAGGAGGAGAGACGAGGGGAGGCACCACCUUCGUCGCCACCACGUCCACAGUGUCUAUCCAGUCACGAGCAGAUGCUUGCAUGGAUGAAUCAAUUCUUUGCACUAUUUACUGGGCAUGAUGUUGAGUUAGGUCGUAAGGCAAAGCCGGAAGCAAUUUAUGAGAGAAUCCGUAAGAUGGGUUCGAAGGACUUCUCAGGGACUAUUGAUCCUAUGGUGGCAGAGAACUGGAUCAAGUCCAUCAAGGUCAUCUUCCGAUUCAUGGCAUUGGAAGAUGCUGAUAUGGUAAGGUGUGCUACUUAUCUUCUGAAGGAUGAUGCUUUGUUAUGGUGGGAAGGAGCAUCACUAUCCAUCAAUCCAAAUACACUUUCUUGGGAGGGCUUCAAGGAGGUGUUCUACUCUACAUACUUCACCGAGGAUAUACGUUCAAAGUUGACUCAGGAAUUCAUGACGUUAAGGCAAGGCGACCGUUCCGUUGGCGAGUUUGUUCGAGAGUUUGAUUGGGGAUGUCACUUUGUGUCCUUGAUAGCUAAUAAUCCCAAAGAGAAACUGAGGCACUUCAUUGAUGGUUUGCGGCCUAUCUUGCAUCGUGAUGUAAGGGUGGCUGACCCUAAGGAGUUUGCAGAGGCUGUGACCAGGGCAUUGAGGGCAGAGCAGGAUCAGAGAGAUAUUGAAGUUGAUAGGCAGGGCAAAAGGCCAUAUCUGGUGCCUCACCAACAACCUCAACAACAGAACAAGAGGAAAUUUAUUGAGCCAUCAAAAGUCAAGGGCCAGCAACCUCAGAUGCGAGUUGCCCCAAAGACUAACUAUUAUCCAGUAUGCCCAAUGUGCCAGCGCAAACAUCCAGGACCUUGCUUGGUGGGAUCAGGAAAGUGCUAUUAG
Zingiber officinale is the source of this 921-nucleotide messenger RNA. RefSeq lists its product as uncharacterized. Bases 1 to 921 code for a protein of 306 amino acids. The transcript has a single exon. The record is from RefSeq and is a predicted model, not a curated record. Lineage: Eukaryota; Viridiplantae; Streptophyta; Magnoliopsida; Zingiberales; Zingiberaceae.